AUGUUCUGGUUCCUGACCAGGGAUCUGAACUCGGAAGGCCUGUCGAACAGCACGGGGGUUCUCGAGGGCGUGGACGGGGGCGAUUCCUCGACGGGGGCGCUGGUCGAGACGUUCAGGCGAGGAUCGUGGGAACAUCGCGAGAACUCGACUGUGGGCAUCGCGAAGGCGAGAUAUGUAGACACGGGAUCGUGCGGGUCCAGCUUUGGAGGGUGCCUUGAGUGGCUUGGGGAGGAGGUGUGGCACUGGAACCCGGGGCACGGUGGGAACGCGGGGCUGAUCCGGAACUGGACGGAGAGGGCGGCUUGGCACUGGGGUGCAGGGGGGGAGGGGCUUGCGGGGCUGUUCCCCGAGAAGGUCAUCGGGGACAUCGGGGUGUCGAGGAACAAGGAGUACAGGUCGUUCUCCGCGCUGUUCAAGCGGGGAGGUACGUGCAAGCCGCGGAGGAGCUGUCGAGCCAUGGUCCACGCGACGGGGAGUUCCUGGAGUUUGGAGGGGCCGUCCGGGUGCGGGAGGGAUGCGGCGGUGCAUGCGUUUGAGGCGCACUCGGGGUUCGUGACGGAGCUGGUUGGCUACUUUGGGCUCUCGAGGGUGGUGGACGGGAGUGUUUUCGCGACGAGGCUGAUCUUUCCUCAGCCGACGGAUUGUGGGAACCCGUCGUUUGUGAGCCUCCAGGUUCUGAGGAGGUCGCUGCAGGGGGCGGCGAAGUGCAGGAUCCUGCUGGUGAGGAGGGUUUCACACAGGAGAUCUGUGAGGAACCACGACGACCUGUUGAGGGCGAUGGGUUCAUUCCCUUGCGAGACGGUGGUGGAGGAUGGGAGUUCGACGGUUGGGAGGCAGCUGAGGUCCUUCCGUGAUGCGGAUCUGGGAGGGGUUGGGGUGGUGGAGUUGUUGGUGGAGGGCGGGGAUGUGAACCUCUGUUACCUUUCGAUGUCGGUGAAGCUUUUGUUGAGGUACGUCGGUCUGAUGAUGGCUGGGUCGAGGCCGGACAGUCCGAUGACGGCGAGCAUCCCCCUGGUGCUUUCUACGGUCCGCGGGGUGCUGGGGAGGGUCAUGGGGCUUGAUGCCGGCUGA
This is a messenger RNA of Guillardia theta CCMP2712, 1071 nucleotides long. RefSeq lists its product as hypothetical. The record is from RefSeq and is a predicted model, not a curated record. The transcript is spliced from 4 exons. Lineage: Eukaryota; Cryptophyceae; Pyrenomonadales; Geminigeraceae. The coding region runs from base 1 to 1071 and encodes 356 amino acids.